Molecule: messenger RNA, 373 nt
Organism: Drosophila bipectinata
Lineage: Eukaryota; Metazoa; Arthropoda; Insecta; Diptera; Drosophilidae
Source: RefSeq, a predicted model, not a curated record
UCGACUGGCCGCGGCUUAGUCCAAGUUCAAUCAGAUCCAGAAUAGCACCAGAGAAUGUUCAAGGUUUUCAUUAUAUUUGCCCUCAUGAUGGGUGUGAGCCUUGCUGCCACGGUUAUCUACCAUCAGCCUGUGAUCUACCACCAUCCUCUGCCGGUGGCUGCCACACCAGAGGAGCUGGCACAACAUCCGGGUUACACCAUAGUGGCACCCCUCACCAAAAUCGCCCAUGUCACCUACGAUUCUGUGCCCAUCUCCCAUACUCCCUACGAGCAUGUUCCCCUUUUCCAGAGGAUUGGUCAUGUGAAGAACAAAAGGUUCUAGUUUUAAGAAUAAAUAUUAAAUUGAUUCUUCCCACAUCUUUAAAAAUUAAAAG